UGUCUGCCUGUGUUGACAGUAACGCUCUCCGUGUUUAAGGACUCGUUUUAUUGAAACGAAUCACUUUGUGUUUAUUUUCCAUGCGUUUUUUGUAAUUUAGGCGAGUAAUGUUGACGAAAUUGUCAGCAGAUAACCAGACUUUGUCUACUGUGCCGUUCAAACGAUCGAGUUAGAAGUGUUUUAACAACAGAGGAAUCGGUACUUUUUAAAAUCAAGAAACCAGGAAUCCAGCAAGAAUCGUGUCCAUCGGCCUUCCAAGUGGUUCUUGUUGAAGCGGACUGACUGAAGUGAAACCGAGAAGACCCGACUGUGAGCAGCGCAGGCAGGACAGAAAAUGCCUCUGUUCUUCAGAAAGAAGAAACCCAGCGAUGACUCCCAGAAGCGACUUGAGUAUCAGCUGUGUCGGUCGAAGGAGGCGGGUGCUGAUGACAUCCUGGAUAUCUCAGCUUGUGAACUCUCGGAGGUUCCUUUAAGUGCCUUUUCCAUUUGCAAGGUUGUACAGAAGAAGGUCCUCAUCAUACACAACAACAAGCUGAGGUCACUGCUUCCCAAAGGAGGUGACAUCAGCUCUCUCGUCACACUGAAGGUUUUGGAUUUGCAUGAAAAUCGGCUGAGUUCGCUCCCAGAAGACAUCGGGAAACUGGCCUCACUGCAGGUGUUAAAUGUGGAAAAGAAUCGUUUAAAAGUCCUUCCAGACUCCAUCGGGGACCUGAGGCUCCUACAGACACUCAACGUGAAAGGCAACUGUCUCAGUGAGCUUCCAUCGUCGGUGAGCUCUCUGUGCAGCUUGCGUACGCUGGAUGUGAGUGACAACCUCAUCAUCCAGCUUCCCAAAACCUUUGCAUAUGUACGCACGCUGGAGAGCUUCACAUUAGAUGCAGCCACAAUGACCUACCCCCCUGCAUCUGUGUGUAUGGAAGGUACAGAGAGCAUCCAGAACUUCUUGUGUGCUGAGCUUGGAGAGGAGUAUUGUCCUCCAUCCCAGUAUCUCCUGCCAGUGCUGGAAAAUGACGGCGGGAGAUCAAACUCAGACUGUGUGGACGGUUUGGAUGAGUCCUGGCAGAAUAAAUUCAGUGACUAUGAAAAGAGAAAGUUGCAGAAACAGGAGGAAAAGCUGGCCAUGGAGCGUCAUAGAGAAGAGAAGCAAAACGAGCACACCCAGCUUCUCCUCAUGAACAACUCUCGGAAAGUAAACAUACUCAACUCGGUUCGUCAGGAGCAGGAGCGUCUGGAGCAGGGGGUCAACUUGCAGCAACGGGCCCAGGAGACGGAGAGGCUCCUCCUGUUAGAAAAAGUGAGACAAGCAGAAGAUAAUAUCAGCAAUCGCAUUAGCAACAUGCUAUUGGAUGACAACAGGCAGAAGAAGAGCGCAGAGUUUCUCCAAGCCAUGGAGGAAGACCGGAUCCGAAUGGAACAUUUGACUGCCAUCACGCAGGAAGAAGCUAACUCUCUGAGGAAGAGAGAGGUGGCCGCGGCCAUGCAGAAGAUGCUGUCAGACAGCUGUGCUGUGAGCCUCCUCCAAGAGGCCAGUGACUAUCGCAGAAAGAACCUGGUCUCUGAGACCUACAGAAGUAUGGAGAAUCUAGAGAAGAAGUUUGAUAAGAUGCUGUCUCUCCAAGUUCUAGACAAAUCCAAAGCAAUUUCUCACAUCUUACAGGAGGAGGAGAUGCAGAAAGCAGCAUUCCAGGCACUGCAGUUACAGAAAGAUUCCGUGCAUGGUUACAUACGCAGCCAGAUCAAGUUAAUUGAGGGAGAAUUAAUGCAGCUGACAAAACUGGAAGUGAAAAGACGCAACCUGGAUGCUGAGAACCUGCAGGAGGUGCUGGUGGAGCAGCGCACGGCUCUUGGGGAUUUGCUGCAGCAGCUACUCAAACAGAAACACCAGAGAGAGCAAGAACUGCAGCAAGUACUGGCGGAGUUGGAGCGGAAGUCAGAAUCCAACCAGCAGAACUACUGGAUGAUUCAGUACCAGAGACUGCUGGAUGCCAAGCCCUUGUCACUACGCAUGCAGGAAGCUGGCGUGGAAAAGGAGCUGGUGAAUCUGCUGUGUAAACUGUCCGCUCAGCAUUAUCUGCCCAUCAUGGCUCACCAUUGUGUGACAGCAGAGGCUCUUUGCCACAUGAACACCUCCGACCUGAAGAAGCUCGGCAUUAAUGAAAUUGGCAUCCAGAAAUCUCUUCUGAAAUGGGCGCGGGAACGCAAGCCAGAAGGUGCUGCUAAGGUGCUGGAGCAGAGCGAGGAGGCUGAAGUCGCCCCCUCAGAGCCAUCCUCGUACCCCUCUCCAAUUCCCAGCACCUCUCACGUCCUGACCCCGAGCCCACCACUGACUCCUGGUACCCCCGUUACCCCAUCGGCCCCCAGCCCUGUGGAGGGGCCAUGGAGCUCAGAGUGUGUGGUCUGCAUGGAGACUGCGGCUCAGGUCAUCUUCCUGCCGUGCGGCCAUGUUUGCUGUUGUCAGGUCUGUAGCGACGCAGUACAGAACUGCCCCCUGUGUCGGAGCGACUCAUCCCAGCGCAUACGUAUAUACCGUAGCUAGAAACCACUCGUGCCACUCUUAUUUCC
Messenger RNA from Doryrhamphus excisus (bluestripe pipefish), 2562 nucleotides. It is a transcript of the gene lrsam1, whose product is annotated as leucine rich repeat and sterile alpha motif containing 1. Gene Ontology annotation, cellular component: cytoplasm. NCBI's taxonomy places the organism in Eukaryota, Metazoa, Chordata, Actinopteri, Syngnathiformes, Syngnathidae. The record is from RefSeq and is a predicted model, not a curated record. Gene Ontology annotation, molecular function: protein binding.